Messenger RNA from Catharus ustulatus (Swainson's thrush), 1702 nucleotides. RefSeq names its product inhibitor of nuclear factor kappa B kinase regulatory subunit gamma (gene IKBKG). Gene Ontology annotation, biological process: positive regulation of canonical NF-kappaB signal transduction. Gene Ontology annotation, cellular component: cytoplasm; nucleus; IkappaB kinase complex. Gene Ontology annotation, molecular function: K63-linked polyubiquitin modification-dependent protein binding. The record is from RefSeq and is a predicted model, not a curated record. The transcript has 12 exons. Bases 134 to 1660 code for a protein of 508 amino acids. Lineage: Eukaryota; Metazoa; Chordata; Aves; Passeriformes; Turdidae.
UCUGAGCGGAAGCAGGAAGUGGCGGCGCCGCUGGAGCCGCCGGGAUUCCAAAAAUCCCCGAAAUCCGCCCCAAAAUCCCCGAAUUCCGCCCCAAACCGUCCCAGAGCCGCCCGGGCCCUCCCGGGAGCCGCCGAUGAGCGGCGGGCGCUGGCGGCGCUCCGCGGAGAUGGUGCAGCCGGGGCCUGAGGCGGAGCCGGCGCUGGCGGAGGCGCUGCAGCGGCUGAGGGCGGAGAACCGCGAGCUGAGGGGUGCUCUGUGUCACUGCACGGAGUCGCUGCGGCAGCGCCUGGAGGAGCUGCGGAAGCUGCAGCUGCAGCGCCGCGGGGAGCGGGAGCUGCUGCGGGGACGUUGGGGACAGGCCCGGGACCUGGUGCUGCACCUGCGGGGACAGCGCGGGGACAGCGCCGGGGACACCCCCGAGGACAGCGCGGACACCCCUGGGGACAGCACGGACAGCCCCGGGGACGGCAGGGACACCCUCAAGGACGCCAAGGACACCCCCGGGGACAUCAAGGACACCCCCGGGGACACCAAGGACACCCCUGGGGACAUCAGGGACUCGCUCAGGGACACGCUCAAGGACAAUGGGGACAUCUCCAGGGACACCCCUGACACCAGCACCAAGCCCCUCGAGGUCCCCCCCCGCUCGGUGUCCCCUCCCCUCGAGGACGUCCCCGCUGUCCCGGAGCCCCCCCAGGCCCCCCCCGGCGCCCCCCCGGAGCCCAGCUCGGAGGAGCAGCUGAGGCAGCGCCUGGCAGAGGCUGAGGCUGAGCUGGUGACACUCCGCGCCCGCGUGGCCGUGGCCGAGCUCCGGGCUCAGGACGUUUCCCGCGCGGCCGAGCUGCAGCUGCAGGGACUGCGCAGACAGCUCGAGCAGGACAAGGCCCAGGUCCAGGCCCAGGUGACGUCCCUGCUGGGGGAGCUCCGGGAGAGCCAAAAUCGCCUCGAGAGGAGCCGGGCGGAGAGAGAGCACCUGGAGCGCAGGGCCCGCAGUGACGCUGAGAGGUGCCAGCAGCUGGAGGAGGUGACACAAGGCCACCAGGUGCAGCUGGACCAGCUCCGGCUGCAGGUGACAAACCUGGAAACCGCCCUGAGGGUGGAGCGGCGCGGGGCCACCGAGGAGAAGAGGAAGCUGGUGCAGCUGCAGGCCGCGUACCAUCACCUGUUCCAGGAGUACGACGCUCACAUCAAGGCCAGCCUGGAGGGGGACAAACGGAGCCAGGUGACACAGGAACAGCUCCGUGCCGCCGAGGCCGCGCUGGCUCUCAAGCAGGAUCUCAUCGAUCGCCUCAAGGCCGAGGCCGAGCGGCAGCGAGCGGCGCUGGAGACGAUCCCGGUGCUGCAGGCCCAGGCCGACAUUUACCGGGCUGAUUUCGAGGCGGAGCGCGCGGCGCGGGAGCAGCUCCAUGGGCAGCGCGAGGCUCUGCAGGAGGAGCUGAAGCAGCUGCGGCUGCGGCUCGGGGGGGACGGGGCCAGGGCCCGUCUGGAGGAGCUGCGCAAUCGCCACUCGGAGCCGCCCCCGGCCCCGGCCCCGGCGGGGGGUUUUGGGGGGGUCCCGCCCCCCCCCGAGGAGGGGCCCGACCUGUGCUGCCCCAAGUGUCAGUACAAGGCUCCGGACAUGGACACGCUGCAGAUCCACGUCAUGGACUGCAUCAAGUGAGGGGGGUCCCGAAUCAACCCCCAGGCACCCCAAAAACACCCA